UGACGUUGGCGCGCUCGUUGAAAGCAAACCCCGGGCAGACGUACAACGAUGUUAACGUUAAUAGACAGACAUUUAACGACUUAAAAUAAAUAUAUAGCUACCCUUUCUUGUCACGUUUGAUUUUUGUUGCAAAACACACGGGUUGCAGCCAUCGGUCAUGGAAUUAUCACCGCUUAUAAAGAAGAUUGGUCACUCCUUGGCAGAGAUCAGAGUCCGAGCAUUGAAGAGCAUCAUCUGUAAGCUAGACCACUCUCUCCUCUCUGUCUCUGACCUGGUCCAGGAGAAGAUGCUGUUUGUUUACCUGCUGGAGUGGUUUAACUUCCCCGAGGUGCCAAUGCAAGAGGAGGUCCUGCAGCUGAUCAGUACUCUGUCCAAGCACCCUACUGCAGCCCAGAUGCUGAGAGAUGUCGGGGCAGUGGAGUUCCUCACCCAACUCUCCCCCAACGUAGAGCCACCGUUACGGGCCAUCAUCGACGGCAUCUUCGACCUGCUGUUUCAGCUUCCGGAGCUGCUUCCUGCUUGUCCAACCAUCUAUUCUAAUAUACACCAGCUACAGAACACCACUACUGCAGUUCCCCUAGAAGAGGACUCUCCAGCGGUGGGCUAUUUCCAGACAAAGAGGCCGAGUCACAUUGAUGUUCCACCACAGAGGAUAGCAGUGAAUAACUCCGUUGGAUGUCUGAAGUUUUCUACAUUUCCCUGGUUGGCUUUGACCACAACAGACCAACACAUAUUGUCAUCCAAUGAGAGUUCUCUAAGGAGUAACAACCACAACUUGGUGAGGACCACGUGUGAGCUCCUACGUGACGUCAUCAUGCAGGACUUUCCGGCUGAGAUAUUUCUCCAGCGUCCCAGUAUCGUGCAGAACCUCCUGUCCAUCCUGAGGCUGACUCCAGGUGAGAGUGAGGCAGGCUACCUGAGACUGCAGGCAGUGGCCUGUCUACAGCAGCUGUGUGUGGGGCUGAGGAGGAGACUUCGUUUCCACAGAGACCCCAGCUUCUACUCCGCAAAGGAAGACCCAGUGUCCCAGAACUCGUCACUGUCUUACUCCCAGGAGGUGCACGGGGGGGGGGCCCAGCGCUCCCUGGCCUCGUCCCCAGGAGGAGAGUGCUUUCCUCGGCCCUCUGUGGUGGGGCGUAACGGCCAAAGGCCCAGAGGGGACGGCCAAGAUGGGGAUGCUGCCUCCAACAGCAGCAGUAGCUCUCAGAGAGGUGGAGCUGCAGCUCAGGCCUCCAGGCAGACCGCCCCCUCGCCUGCAGACGCAGCCCAACUAGAGCUGCCUGAUCUGGGGGUGGAGGAUGUCCUCGUGCUGCAGCUCCAGCAGCUCAGCCUGGCCCAGUUUACUGUGGCCACCAUGGAGCAUGCCAUACCACUGCUCAGGACAGACGGCGUGCGUGUGUUCCGGGGUGUGUGUGAGCUGCUGUGUGAGGCGGUGGUCCUGCUGAGAGACGGUGUGUGUGAUCUGGUCUGGGACGACACCAGCUUGGUGGGGAUGGAGCUGAGGGAGAAGCUGAAGAUUACCAUGGAGACACUGGGUGACAUCAUGACCUAUCAUGAGAGCUGUUCCUCAGACUGUCCUGAGAGUUCAUUGGUCCAGCACAGACUGGCCUACGUAGCUACAGCCGUCUUCACCAUCAGACUGCUGCAGACCAUCCUGCCCCUGGAGAAGGCCAGUGGUCAUCUCCCGGAGAGUGCUGUGGCAGUCCUCUUGUCUCUGUGUCUGGACCGGCCCUUCAGCUUGGCCUAUCCCAGCAUGGCGGAGGCUGCGGUGGCCUACCUGGAGCAGGUGAACCCUGAAGGCCAUGACCUCUACAGGAGGACCAGCCGUGCUGCUCUCUGGAUGGAGUCCACCUGCAUGUUUCUUAAGGAGACGCAGCAACAGGGAGAUAAGAACUGGCUUGAAUUACUGGAGCUGGCAGACCAAGCCAUAGAUGGCCUUCCAUACCACCAACACCUACCUAUUGUCAAGGAGUGCAUCCACAUCUGCUCCUACUUGUGGAAGUUUGAGCAGGCCAGUCCGCUGCUCCAGACAGAGAGCCAGAGGGUUCUACUGAAGCUUCUGACCCAUCCCCUCCUCCCUGUGAAGACUGAGACCUACACCUGCACCCUCAAUGUCGUCAAGGAGUGUCUGGGGGUUCAGAAUGUGGUCAAGCCCGUGUCGUCAGUCUGUAGUGGGGUUAAUUUCCUCCUUCACCCCAAAGUCCUCUACCAGAUCAGCGCAUUUGGACUCCAGGACCCAAUUGGGAAGGUAAACUCUGCUGCCAAGGAUAUUCUGCUCUUCCUGCUGAAGUGCCCAUUAAUGAUGACAGCAUCAACAUGGGACAGGUUCAACCAGGCACUUUACCCAGUCAUCCCCAUAUUACAGAGUUACGCAGGCACAGAGGAUGCACUGGGAAACUGUGUUCUUCUGAUAAGUGAAGUGUCGAACGAGGUGAGAGACGGCGUGUUUCCAAACACAGCCAAGUUGAGAGCUGCGCUACGACUACUCUUCACUAAGGAGCCGGAGGUCCGAGCUGCAGCAGUCCAACACCUUCUUCCCCACCUGACCAGUGUAGAGGGGGCUACUACAGUCAGACCAACCCUGGAGGGUCCUGUCCUCUCCUCUCUCCCCUCCCUCUUCUGUCUCAACAAUGUACUGGACAUCAACCUGGACAGCAGCGACCGAUCCUUCCUUAAGGUGGAGUCAGUGGAGAAGCUGUUCAGCAUCUUUACCUCUGACACUGUUGACCUGACCCUCAGGAGGUCAGCAGCAGAACAACUGGCUGUCGUCCUACAGGAAACAGCAAUGCACCCAGUGUUGAAGAGUCUUGGUGUAACAGAUAAAGUGAUCUGCUUCAUCACAGAGAGUGUGAACGACCACAGGAAGAGCAUGGACUGCCUGUUGGAGCCGUGUGUGUGUAUUCUGAGAAAACUGGUGUAUGCAGACCCCUCCCUGAGGCAUCUUCUGGCUGAGAAGACCCCCCUCCUCAUCACUCUGCUCAGGGCUUCAUUGCUUGUCAAGGAGAAUAAAGGGGAUGUUAGUGAGGCGGCUGUGUUGAUGUGUCUGCUGCUCUUUGAUGAGAUUGCAACAGUAGAAGUGUGGUCGGACAAUUCCAGCUCCGACGUGGCUCUCUCACCGUUCUCUCUCCCUGUGUCUGUCAUACGAAGGUACAGCCUACCGUUCCAGGCCGCGUCCCACCAUGCGGUGAGCCCCUACUGCUCCGUCCUGCCCCCCUACUCUGACCUCCUCUCCCUGACCCCCGCCAAGGAGACCCUGCAGCUGGCCUGGAACACCGCAUGGCAUUCUGGGAUAGAUAACCUCUUGGAGGAGCUCCGUGGGAUCCGCAGUGAUGUCGCCGAUUUCCACAGUGAUCUGAGCCUUUCAGGGUCGCAGGUUCUGUCAUUACGGGCAACACACCUCCCCAGCAGCCUUCAGGACUGCGUCCAGGACAUCAUCAUGGCAGCAGGCCAUGCCUCUGUGACCUCUGCACUCUCCAGGCUCCGCCUCCACCUGCUGAUUGACAGGAUGGCCAUCACAGGCACUCACACACACAGCUGCAGGGACACUCUCCGUUCCCUCACCUGGCAGCCCGCCAUAGCAAGGUUUGUGCAGGUGCGUCCAGCAUGUGUGGAGGAUGAGAGGUUGCUGGUGGACGUUAUAGCGUUCCUGAGCGCCUACUUCAAACAGAGCCAUUUAGGGUCAGAGGACAAGGACCUCCGCUGGAUACUGGAGCUACUCCUCAAACAGGAGACCAACUCACUGCUGGACCUGCUGCUCGGCGAGGACUCGCCGACACACACGCCGACACACACGGCGAGUCAGGGAGAGACGGAGGAACUAGUAGAACUGAGGGCCCAGAUCAACCAGAGACUACAGAGAGAACUGACAGGGUUCAUCAACACAUUACUGCACCGCCUCACACACACCACCGACAGGUUUUGCCUGGCGCUGACAGGGCCCUUUGAGAGCCAGCUGGCAGUGCGGUUUCUCCAGUGCCUGCGGGUGUCAGACGCCCCACGCUUCUACGGCCUCCCGAGUCUGGAGAGGAAUCUGCUGGGCAUGGUCAGCCUCACGGCCCAACCCGGCUGGAGCUCACACUGUCCCACCAUGGAGCCCCAGUCUCUUUGCACCAAGUACCUCAGUGGACUACUAGAGGUGAUCUCGUCAUUCUACGUGGAGUGGGGGGGUAACUCCAUGUCCUUCAUGGGGAAAGGAGUCACCAAGAAUGCUGUCAUCUGUCUGCUUCACUUGUCCCAUGAGAUGAUGGCCCAGAACAAAGACAAGGACUUCAUUUCUCAGUGGUCUUUGGGUCAGGAGGCGGGGUCUGAUGACUCCAGUGGGUCACAGCUGGGUCUUGCCUGGCUCAUACCUCUGUGGGUGGACAGAGACCCGGAGGUGAGGUUUGCCAGCCUGGGUGUGGGCUCUGCCCUGUCCUCUGUGCCUAGUGGAUGCCAGUCUCUGAGUAGCAGCUGUCAGAAUAUCAGUGGAGGUCUGUGGGGAACCCUGCUCAACAUCCUCCUGGACCAGCAAGAGAGCACCAUGGUCCGCAGAGAGGCGGUGUUUAUCCUCCAGAACCUACUGGUGAUGCCCAUGCCUGCCACGGCUGACCAGGUCACCGACUCUACCUGGCAGAGUCCGUGUGUCCAUGAUGAGUCUUCAGGUGUAUGUCUGGUGGGUCUCCAAGCCCUACAGGCUCUGCUCUACCACUGUCAGUUCUUCCAGCACACUGCCCUCAUGGCCACAGCCUGCUACAGAGGCAGGUACACCUUCGACCUGCAACCCUCAGCCAGGGACCCCGGCCCACAGGACAGCACCACUGAAGAUGCGGAUGACUCCCUGAGGUUGUGGAGACCUAACCGAGUCCCAGUGAAUCCUAGCAGGGCCUCUGGCUCCCUGUCCACCUCCAGCACUCUGAUCAUACCUGGGGGCUCAAGGCUUCAAUCCCCUGUGCCCACCUCUCUCAAUGCUACUACACAAGAUACACCCGCUAGCAGACUGAUGGCUCAAGGUCAGAGUGACACAGACACCAUUGACUCUGUCCUCUCCCAGGACUCCAGACUGGCUGACUCUGCUCCUGACCCAACCUGUGUCAUUGUGACCCCAGACCUUUUAUCAGCACUCUGCGGCCUCCUGGCCAACCUGUUAGCAGUGCUACCGGAGUUCACCCUCUCAGCCCUCACACACAGCCAGCUCUUCCAAUCACUGGCCAGUUUGGUGGACGCAGCAGCCAUAGAGAGAUGUCUGGGUGAGCUGAAGACUAACGCACUACCAGGAGACCAGGAGGACAUUAAACGGCAGGUCCUGACCCUGCUCAAGUUCCUGUCCAGCUUCUCUAAGUUCCUGAAGUCAUGUUUCAUUCUGAGCUCAGAUCUGAUUGGUCAGAUGGACUUCCUGAAACCGCUACUGGCCAAUCUCUUCACUGUCCUCACACUUGAUACCAAGGACUUGGGCGAUGGUACCCGUGGUGCUGUGUGUGUUUGCUGGACAGACGUGUUGAUGCUUCUGGCUACUGUGGUGAGGCGGGAUGGCUCUGCAGCCUACCAAUCUCUCUCUGCUGCACUAGGGAGACGCUGGAACACAUUCACAGCUACGUUGUCAGUGUGUGUGGACCAGUCGUUCAGUGACCCUCCCCUCCAUGCUGCGGUACUGCAGUUCCUGUGUGUCGUCCUGUCUGAGGAGGCCAAGAGACGACCCCUAGAGGUCACCACCCUGAACCCGGACCUCCAGCUGACCCCUCUGUCUGAGGCCCUGAACGGCGUCUCCGGUGGACAGCUCUGUGAACUAUUACUGGAGAGUUUUGAGAAGCGUGCGUUCCAGGACCCAGUGAAGAAGACGACAGCUAAAGCCCUCAUGGCUCUACUGGCCUGCAGUUCCACUGCUCAGAACCACGCUGCUCAAGCUGGUUUGAUUGACAGCUGUGUGGAGCAGAUGAAACUGAUGCACAGCCACCUCCACAUGGAGUCAGUCAGACCUGGCAGAGGAAGGAGGAAGGAGAGCUAUAUGAAGGAAAUAAAGAUGUCUCUGGAAAUCCUCAGGAACAGUCUUUACCAGAACAGCCAAUCGAAAGCUGUGGCCACUGACUGUCGAUUGGCUGCUGUGCUGCACGCCCUUUGGCCUUGGUUCUUAUUGGAUGAUGCUGCUAUGGAGGCGGUCCUGGAACUGCUGUGUGUCUACACAGCCAACUGUACCACAGCUUGUAGCUCUCUGUGUUGUGGUUUGGCCUCUGGCCCCCGAGGGCCCCCAGGUGGCUCCCUGAUGCACUGCGUCAUGAAGCUGGCUUCUGGGGUUGCCCCCGACAACAGCCCUGUCCAGCAGCUGGCCUUCUCCCUGCUGGCCAACCUGGCCAUCAACAAGGACUGUAAAGGAGUCCUGCACAAGAGUAACUUCCUGCAGCCGUUCCUGUCCCUGCCUGUCCCUAAGCCAGGCAGUAAGACGGGUGCCGGGGGGCUGUUGGGCCUGUGGCUGAGGCUGCUCCUGAGUGUCUCCUUCGGUGAGGACGGCCAGCUGAGUGUCCUGAGGCUGACUGGAGCCCUGGACCUCCUUGCUGACCUGGCCACUACACAGCCCCAACGCCACCGUCACUAUAGCAAUGGGAGCAGGCCCAUCACCACGACGGACAAUGCCCUCCUCAUCCUCCACAAUGUCUGUUUCAGCUCUGCCAACAAACCCAAAGUUCUGGCCAACGAUAAGGCCAUGAGGGUGCUGGUGUCCUGUCUGGACAGUAAAGAGGCUGAGGUUCGCUCUAUAGGGGCCUCGGCACUAUGGGCCCUGCUCCACAACUACCAGAAGGCCAAGACCACUUUGAAGUGUCCAUCUGUCAGACUCCGGGUGCAUGAAGCCUAUAAAGUUGCUAAGAAAGAUGCAGAGAAAAAUCCUGACAUCAUGAACACCUACCUGUUGAAGUGCCUUGAGAACUUAAUUCAGCUGCUGAAUACCUGACUGACACAUUGAUGCAAUCUGACAGAAUGUAGACACCUUGAAACCUUAUUUAUAUUUGAAGUGAAUAUAUGUGUGCAAACUUGAUACAGUAGAUAUCGUUUUUAAUGUCCCUACAUCUUUUCUAUGAUCUGUGAUGUUUUUGUAGGUUUUGUACAUAUUUUGGGGAUUGAAUCAUAAAUUAAAGUAAAUAAUGAUUGAAGAAAAAGAAUGUCUGACUUUUAUGCUUACAAGAUAAUAUAAUGUUUCAGAAUGACGUUCUGAACCUGAUACCUUUAUAAGACAACUCCAAGAUAUAGCCUUGAAUAAGUACAAUGAUACCAUUUCCUCUAAAUGAGGCCUGUGUAGGAAAGGCUGUCAUUUUGAAAUAGCGCAACAGUGGUGGAACUGUGGCUGGAAAAGGGAGAUGUCACCUCUGGUCGUGUCAACCCCAACACCACAUUUCAUUCAAACACACAGCUAACCAGAGCUGCUGCAGAAUUACACACCGAAAGUAGUGCUACACACAAUAUUUCCCAGUAUCUAAAUAGAUCUUUUAUAAUUACUAGUCUAUAGUUUACAAUAAACCACUGCAACACACAGCACCUCUCUGUAGUAGCCUGAUAGUCCUGCUAGCUUAUGCUAAGCUUUCCACCCACCACUCACCCUGCAUAUAAAGUGUCCCUCUGUGUAGAAUGAGCUAACAAAGGG
Molecule: messenger RNA, 7606 nt
Organism: Oncorhynchus kisutch (coho salmon)
Lineage: Eukaryota; Metazoa; Chordata; Actinopteri; Salmoniformes; Salmonidae
Gene: rttn
Product: rotatin
Exons: 49
Coding region: 158-6919 (2253 amino acids)
Biological process (GO): ciliary basal body organization; centriole-centriole cohesion; centriole replication
Cellular component (GO): centrosome; centriole; ciliary basal body
Source: RefSeq, a predicted model, not a curated record